Molecule: messenger RNA, 1712 nt
Organism: Saccostrea echinata
Lineage: Eukaryota; Metazoa; Mollusca; Bivalvia; Ostreida; Ostreidae
Exons: 11
Coding region: 137-1444 (435 amino acids)
Source: RefSeq, a predicted model, not a curated record
UUAUUAUUUAAAAAGUAACUACAAGGACAUUUAUUAAUAUGAAGUAAUAGAAGCCAUCUGUAUUUGAUUUUAAUCGUAAUUCACAAAGGGCUUGCUAAAUCAGUGAAGGUUAAGAGAGCAUUCUAAUGUAGUAAAGAUGUCAGAAUCUGGAAGUGAAACAAAAAGUCCAGACACAAAAAGUGUUGCAAGUAAGACAUCUAUAAAUGUCAAGAUUCCAUCAGCUGCAAGUAAAAGAGGUGGCACUCCAACAAAGAGCCCUGGACUGGAAUUGCCAGAUGAGAUUGGAAGCAGAGCUUUAACCACCACCCCUGUUAGCUCAAAAGAUUAUCUUGCUGGGACUAGGCCAAAUAUAAAUCAGAAUACCAGCAAAGGUCUACGUCAGCCUCAGAAAUCGGAAAGAGAACUAAUUAGACAAGCAGCUGCUACAAUCAUUGAGAGGCAGUGGAUUGCAUUUAGAGAUAAACAGAUGUUCCGAUUGUUAAAGCAUGCAGUUUGUGCCGCUGAGAAUUCUCUGUCAAAAGAGAUAUUAAGAAAAGUAUGCCCAAAAGAAGCGGAGCUCCUCAAUGACAAAGUCAAUCAAGUCAGAGUUAGAUUUAGAUUUGGUGGACAAGAAUUCCCUCCCAUGAUUUUCUUCAAAAUAUUUAUCCACACAGAAGGCAAAGGUGUAAAGUACCUCAGUGGGAGACGAGUAAUUAAACCAGCGACAGAGGCAUCAGAAGAUUCUUUGAGAAACAUGGGGAACAGGAAAUUCUACGAUCAGAUGUUACAGGAUGCGAUGUAUAACCAGCAGUACAAAAUCACGGACGAAAUAGAUGUCACUACGUUAAAAGAUUACAUGCAGUACCUGGCCAAUGUAGAUGAGGCCCCCGCUACACUGGGAGGGAAAGAAAAUUACUGGAGAAAACUCACAUUAGAUGUUUUGUCUAGAAGAACCAUCUUUUAUGAUGUGAUUGACUACUUGUACAAUCAGAGAAUCACUCCCAGGUUGAGGCAGGAAAUCCCUGUCCUGGUACAGAGACCAGUAUCACAGGAGAUCAAAGUUCAACACAUCAGGGCCAUAUCCACACUCAGAUCAGAAUCUAUACCUGUGGGAGCCCCUUUAACCACACCCAAAUCCAAAAUGUCUGGGUAUGUUAGUCACCCCGUCUCUAGUCGCCGUUCUAGACAGGCCAAGGCACGAGCCUCCAAACUCCGAAAGAUGUAUGGUCUUGACAGAAGCACAUAUGAUUCUAGCUCGGAGGGGAGCAAACUCCUGGAUUCCCGAGAGCCAACGGCCGUGUCUGAGGAACCUGAUGAUUACUUUGAUAAAUAUGGCAUCACGGGAGAGGAAGGGGAGGAUCCAGAGGAGUGGGAGAGAGAAGCCAGCAAGCUGUAUGAGUGGACACAGGAACUGUCAUUCAAUGAUGACCUCAUAGCCACACCCAGACUCCCUUUACAAACAUGAUUCAUUGGACAGGUUAAAGGUUACACAGAUAUUGUUGUAAGAGGUGAAGCGCUGUUGGAGCACUGGAGACUUAAUGUAAAGAUUGUAUUCAGUGGUACACUCAUGCUUUCAGUGAUUGUGCAUUUACUACAUGUAUUUGUUAUUGGAAAUCCUUAUUGAAGUUUUGUAUACACUAAGUUGUUUUAUAUAUGUAUUUAUGAAAUAUAUUUCCAGUAAUGAAUUUUUAUUAUAAACUUGUUUUGACAUAUUAAAAUUACUAAAAAGAUUU